CCUCUUCCGUUUAUGUUGGAUGUCGGAGCGAAGAAGCCCCCCAGGGGAAAAUGGUCAACGCCGCCCUUCGACCCGCGCUUCCCCAACCAGAACCAGACCCGUAACUGCUACCAGAACUUCCUGGACUUCCACCGCUGCGUGAAGACCAUGAAGCGCCGCGGGAAGAGCGAGCAGCCCUGCGAGUACUAUUUCCGCGUGUACCGCUCGCUGUGCCCCGUCAGUUGGGUGCAGCGCUGGAACCAGCAGAUCAAAGAAGGCACCUUCGCGGGCAAAAUCUGACUGCCCGAGCGCG
Propithecus coquereli (Coquerel's sifaka) is the source of this 292-nucleotide messenger RNA. Its product is annotated as cytochrome c oxidase subunit 6B2. The coding region runs from base 13 to 279 and encodes 88 amino acids. The record is from RefSeq and is a predicted model, not a curated record. Gene Ontology annotation, cellular component: mitochondrial crista; respiratory chain complex IV; mitochondrion. NCBI's taxonomy places the organism in Eukaryota, Metazoa, Chordata, Mammalia, Primates, Indriidae. The transcript is spliced from 3 exons.